Molecule: messenger RNA, 1420 nt
Organism: Photinus pyralis (common eastern firefly)
Lineage: Eukaryota; Metazoa; Arthropoda; Insecta; Coleoptera; Lampyridae
Product: dual specificity protein phosphatase 23-like
Exons: 2
Coding region: 37-519 (160 amino acids)
Biological process (GO): protein dephosphorylation; cilium assembly
Molecular function (GO): protein tyrosine/serine/threonine phosphatase activity
Source: RefSeq, a predicted model, not a curated record
AAUUGUAGCAUGUUUCUGAUAGUAAGAUAGUUCCAAAUGUCUAGUGAUUUUUUGUUACAUUCUUCAUUGAACUUUUCGUGGAUUGUCCCAGGCGAGCUGGCCGGAAUGGCAUGUCCAAAGACGAAACAUAUGAACUAUUUGGAAAGUGUGGGAAUUAAACAUUUAAUAACAUUAUCGCCAGAAAUUCUUCCACCUUCUGAGGGUAAAACUAUAAAGUGGUCCCAAAUAUUUAUUGAGGAAUUUGAAGCGCCUUCGUUGGAGCAAAUAUUGAAGUUCGUUGAUAUUUGCAAUACAUGCCGUAUUCUACAUGAGGCUGUCGGGAUACACUGCAGGAUGGGCCGUGGAAGGACUGGCGUAAUGGGUGCGUGUUAUCUUGUGCGUUUUUGCGGCCUCGCUCCCGAACGUGCCCUUAUUAACCUCCGACUCCUGAGGCCAGGAUCAGUUGAAACGCGUGAGCAGGAGAGGGCAGUUUUACAGUAUCACGACUAUAUUCGAAAAGCUGCUCCCGGUGAACCGUAAUUUAAAGUCACCUAAUUGGCAAACAAGGAAUGUUCGUUUUUAACAUAACGACGGAUGCAAUUAGGUUUUUAUUUCGCGCUGAAACCGAAGCGUACCACUUAAACAUGCAAUUUAAUUUUGUUGAUUAUAUUGCCAAAAUUUAGCUUGUUAGCUUGUUUUAUUUGUUAUAGUUAAAAAACCAGUAUUGGCCUAAACAAAAUUCGCUUUCACAAAAUCACUCCAAAAUUUGAAUAGGAAAAGCUGAUAAACUAUCUGCGAGUAUCUGUACAACUGGUUUGUACAAUAACCGAGGUCACAACGAAAGGAAUUAAUUUCUACCCUACCAUUUCUCCCUUAUCGACCUGGAUAUAAUUCCUUAUAUCUCAAGAACAGAUUGUCGGAGGAGCGUACUCAAGGGUGAUUGGGACGUCUGGAAGAAAUAUAUCCAUUGGUGAUUUCAUUUUAAGAGCGAAUAUCUCGCAAACUGUUUGUCGGGGGAAAGUACUCUCAAAGGAAAAAUGAAUCGCCUGGACGAGACAUAUCAUCUAUUGGCGUAGUGGAAGCGAAUAUCUUGCAAACAAAGUGUUAGAAGAGGGUACUCAUAAAGGACAAGUGGAACGACUAGACAUAAUAUAUUAUUGAUGUCAAAACUUUCAGUGCAAAUAUCUGCAGAACGGAGAGUCGGAAGAGGGUACUCUCAAAUGGCGGAAAGACGAGACACUACUGGCAAUGUAAAAAUUUAAUGGUGAAUAUCUCGAAAAUGUUGGAGUAAGGUACCUACAAAGGGAAAAUGCAAUAUUCCGGAAAAUUUCUCUACGGGCUUGAUUCUUGCAUUAUAUAGCGCAGAUUUUGAAUUUUGGGAGUUCCUCAACGGUUUUGUGAAUAGUUUCUACUCAAUCGCCUGUUUAAGAAAAUCUUACAU